AACAUUCACAACUCAAUCUGAAGCGUGCGCGCGGCUGAAUUGUACGUGUGUGUUGUAAACCGCGCGUUGACAUCGAUGCCAAAACAAAACAUCCUAUACGAAUUAUAAAAUAACAUAAACAAAAGUGAAAAUAUUUAAUAAAUUGAACAAUAACUCUUGUGGAAUUUAGUUUGUGAUGUUUGGUUUGUGACUGGAUCAGUGGUAUAUUUGUAGGCGAUCGUAAAGUUUUUGUUAAACUUUUCACCGAACACGAGCCAUGUGACUAAGAAGAAGCAACAAAAUAAAAGUAAUGUGGUUGCUAGUGGCGGUGCUGAGCCUGACGGUGGUGGCGGCCGGCAGCACGUCGUGCGAGGAUGCGCGAAUGCGAUGCGUAUACCGUACUGGUUGCGGCGCCGCAAUCAACAACUACAUGUAUCUUUGUAACGAAGUACUCUCUAAGCCUACCACCGUGUGCCCGAAGGCCUGUGAGCACGCCCUCAUCGCAUUAACGUCCACUGAAGAAGGAAAGGAACUCAUGAACUGCCAAUGCGAAGACCAGUAUUGCUUGGACGCGAAGAAAAGAAUUGAUGUAUGUCGACCUCAAGUAUUGAGGGGAGCGGCCAAUGCGACAUCUUCUUGUCGCCUCUCCCAACUUAUUUGUUUAGCUGACGCGCAGUGUGCAACAGCUUUAGAUUACUACAACCAACUAUGUAGAUCAGUGUACCGUGGCAGAAAGUGCUCCAACAAGUGUCUGAACUCCAUAGAAAUCUUAAGGAAGCAAGAGAAAGCUGCGGCCCUAACGGUGUGUCGCUGUGACGGUAACGAAGAUUACGAUUGCCCCAGGAUGCAAAACAACCUUGCUAGGCUUUGCUUCCAUAAGCAUCUAAAGAACCAUACGAAAAAUCACGAGAGAGGCUACGGGGAGAAGCAUAAAAAGCAUCACCAUCAAGAGUUGCCAUCGGCAACGAAUUCCAUUACCGUAACGAGUCUAUUGUUUUUGUUAUGUACUUUUGUUUCUUCAAAUUAUAAUACGUGACAUAAGCUUCAAGAUCUACCUCACAUACUUAUAUCUUAUACAAUUAUUAUAAUUUUAAUGAAUUAGUGUUUGUAGAUAUGUAUAGAUCAGUAUGAUUAUUUUUUAAAUGAGAGGGUUUGCAAGGGCUAGCGCGUUUAGGUUACACAUAGGGUUUUAUAUUUGUGCGUGUGAAUGAGUUUGUGUUUAUGGUUAAUACAUAUAUCCGAAUAAAUUUAUCUGUGAAGCUUUAGCCGCCCACGGGCGCAUGCGCGGGCGUCGCGCUAUAAAUACAGCGGUGCCGGUGGUCCGGUGACAAAUGCAGGGUUGUUCCCGUCGCGGCGCCACGCCGAUUGAUCUAAAGCUAGGCGGUAACGCGACAUAUCAAACAGAUGAAUAUAAAUUCGACCAUUUUUCAUCUCACUCGAUCUCAUUAGAUCAGAAAAGAAUGCAAUUCAAAGAGUCGCGCAUUUAGCGAGACGUCGGGAAGUGGAUGUCUGGAGUGGGUAAUUCCGGUAGGCGAAACACUAAUCGUCGCCAGUGAUGUUGGCACGCUACAAAAAUGCGGGAUGAGAUACCAGCAUCAUUCAUUGACAUCCUUUCGAGAUCGUUUCGACUUUAGUAGUUCAUUAAUAAAUAACGAUGUCUACUGGAUCAUUAGAAAAAAUAUUUUUAAUAAGCGGAACAUUGUUUCAACUUGUUAAAUAGGGCAUGGGCAUUUCCAUUUUUAAAAUGAAAUGAAAAAACAUUACAUUUUUAAGACUUAUUUUUUUUACAAUUUAAGAGUUGUAAAGAAAAGAAAACUAAUAUAGAGGCAAAAUAUAAUUAAUUAAAUUGUACAAUUAGAGGCUCUAAAGCAACAUUUUUUUUUUACUCUUUGUACAAGUCCGUUGGUAUUUAAACGGUGUAUUAAUAUAUGUACUCUAUUUUGUAUUUUUCAUUACGGAAAAUUUCUCAAUUUUCAGUUAGGUAUUAGAUGCAAGGUAAUAGCAAUGUUAUUCUGUACCACAUCCAGCGUGCUGGCAAAUUAAAAAAAAAAACAAGUCUAUGUGACAUUUAUAAGGCGCGAAUUUUUAUUUGACAUUUGAUGGUUAUUUAUAAUAUUUCAAACGCGUGAAGUGAAGCUUUCAUUUUUGAAGGAUAUAUAAUAUAUACAAACAUUUUAAAGUCAAGCAUGGUAUUGACGUUCAAUAGCAAGUUUAAUUGUGAAUUCACCGUGUAAUAUACAAAGUCGUGAUAUUUCCAUGAAGAGUCCAUGGAUGGGAGUUAAAUCGUGGUUUCUUACGUUAAGCUGAGUCGCCCUAUAAUGAAGAGGUUCGGAACCGGUUCUGACAGAGCAAGGUCCUACAAACAGUUGAAUACGAAAGUGAACACACAGUAUAAAUUUUCCAACCUAGAUUUUAUUUCUUUUUACGUGUGAAAAUAAAAAUCAGUCCAAUAUAAUGUUUCAGUUUCUCAUUCUUUAUAAUUUUUCUAUUUCUUUUGUUUAUCGUAUCACCUUUUCUUCCUAAAGGUCGAGAACAUGUAAUCUGAUCGUUAAACAAAAAGCGUUAAAUUUUAUAUGGAAAUAGUAUGUUCUCGGUAUUGGAUUUAUUUUUUUGAUCUAGUACCCGAAAUUUUUUUGUAUUGAAUAACGUAAUACAUAGACUUGGCAAUCUACGCCAAUCAUUAUUCGUUUCAGUAGUCAAGAUAUGAAAAUGUAAUCGUAUCAAAUAGUCAUAGCGAACGUUUGUAGGUAGUAAUGUUACUGAAAUAGAGCAUUUGUUCGAUUUGGAAUUGAGGUGAAGUGUAAGUCGAAUCUAUUUUCAAUUUUAAAAACGAUUCGCAUCUUUGAAACGACUUUCUUUUUGAGUACGACGUAAGAGGCCAAUAUCAUAUAAUUCAAAAAUAGAAACUUCUUUUGAAAUGCUAUUCGUAAAAAAAAAUCUAAUUUAUUUUUAUUUUUACUAUAUAUAGACUUGCGUUCUGCGAAAGUCAAAAGGAUCUUUGGAUAAAACAUUAAAUCUUUUUCCAUCAGUAUUGUUUUGUAUGCAACCCGCAAACAAUUGCUUACUAAUGUUUCAUCGCCAGAAUGAUGUCGUCUUUAUGCAUAAUGCAGCAGUCACGAUAAUGCACAGACUAUGCAUGGAAUUCACUUUAAAUAUAUAUUUUUUUAUUUCAAAAAUAGAAUGACUUUCAUACGAAUACAUGUUCAUUUAAUUUCUUGUAUUACAUACAUUGAUUUAUAUUUAUUUUGAAGUUUUAAUAGAGCAAGAUGUUCAGUUAAGAUCAAAUUUUUUGUAAAUAACUCCAAUUCAAAUUUCCUUAUUCAAUAUUGAAGAUAAUUAAAGACGAAACUUAUUGAUAGUCAAAUUAAAAAAAACUAACAGUAGAGCUAUUCUGUAAGAACAAACACGAAUCUCACCGCAGAAAAUAUUAGAAAGUAAGCGAUGACAUUGACUGUAAUAAUUAUUUCAUUUAAAGGAAAUCGCUUAAGUAGAUUUUCAACAUUUUAUGACUGAGAUACGAAAUGAGAUCUUACAGAAUAGUACUGCAGCUUAAGAAAACAUCCUGACUUAAUAAUCCGUUUUAAAAGACGUUGCUUGUACGCAAACUACAAAUUCACUUUUCACAUUUAAUAUUAACGUGUAGUGAGUUUUUUUUGUUCGAUGGUUAUGAUUACAUAACCAAUAAUUGUUGAUAUUAAUAUUAUGUUCCGUUAAGUAUUUAAUGUCUCUUUUUCGUGUUUUACUGCCAGUGUGAAUACGUUAAGUAAUUUAUAAAAAUAAGUAUUAAUAAUAUAAAUUGUCAUUUUGUGCGUGUGUUUGCUUGUGUGUUAAUUGUAAGACUGUAGCUGACCUCUUUAUGCCAGUUAUGAUUUAAAUUCAUGAUUUGUAAUAGAUGGUACUUAGUUUGAUAAUUAUAUAUUUCAAAAGAAUAUUUUAACGUAAAUAUUUGAAUACCAUUAUAAAUGAAGACUAAGCUAGAAUUAUAUAUAUGAAAUAUGUCUUAUAUAAUUAUAAAAAUAUAUAUGGCAAAGAUAGAAAUCUUUAUUUAUUCUAAAUAUAAAUAUUUACGUUAAAAUAUUUUUUUUAAAACAUAUUAACCACAGUUUACCAAAGUGAGAUUAUUAGCAUAGUUCAGAAAUUGUAAAUAAAUUAGCAUCGUUUAUGGUAAUCGUACAAAGUAUUUUAGAUUAAUAUUAAUUAUUUAUUUAAUUACUUUAGAAUUAGAUAUAAUAAUUGUUGCAUUUGUUUCGUUUUCGCAAAAAACCUUUUAUGGAUUUUAGUUGUAUUUAUUUUACAAAAUUAAAAAUAAAAUUUUCUGUUUUCUAAA
Vanessa tameamea is the source of this 4306-nucleotide messenger RNA. RefSeq names its product growth arrest-specific protein 1-like. The record is from RefSeq and is a predicted model, not a curated record. Bases 290 to 1015 code for a protein of 241 amino acids. The transcript is spliced from 3 exons. Lineage: Eukaryota; Metazoa; Arthropoda; Insecta; Lepidoptera; Nymphalidae. Gene Ontology annotation, biological process: regulation of cell cycle.